UCGCCGAACGCCGCCAACAUGGUGUUCAGGCGCUUCGUGGAGGUUGGCCGAUUGGCCUACGUCUCCUUUGGACUUCAUGCCGGCAAGCUGGGCGCAAUUGUAGAUGUUAUUGAUCAGAACAGGGCUUUAGUGGAUGGACCUUGCACUCAAGUAAGGAGACAGGCUAUGCCUUUCAAAUGCAUGCAGCUCACCGACUUCAUCCUCAAGUUCCCACACAGUGCUCGCCAGAAGUAUGUCCGAAAAGCCUGGGAGAAGGCAGAUGUUAAUGCAAAGUGGGCAGCCACAAGGUGGGCCCAAAAGAUUGAAGCCAGAGAAAAGAAAGCCAAGAUGACAGAUUUUGAUCGUUAUAAAGUCAUGAAGGCAAGGAAAAUGAGGAAUCGACUAAUCAAGCUUGAAGUUAAGAAACUUCAAAAGGCAGCUCUCCUGAAAGCUUCUCCCAAGAAAGCACUUGCUAAGGGGGCAGCUGCAGCAGCUGCUGCUGCUGCUGCCAAGGUUCCAGUAAAAAAGAUCACCACUGCAGGCAAGAAGGCUCCAGCCCAGAAGGCUCCAGCCCAGAAAGCUGCAGGCCAGAAGGCUGCACCUCCUCCAAAAGCUCAGAAGGUUCAGAAACCUCCAGCCCAGAAAGCACCUGCUCCAAAAGCAUCUGGCAAGAAAGCAUGAGAACAUAAGAGGCUAUUAUAAAAGUAAUAAAAGUUUUUUUUGACAUGCUGGCAAAUCUA
Sus scrofa (pig) is the source of this 719-nucleotide messenger RNA. Lineage: Eukaryota; Metazoa; Chordata; Mammalia; Artiodactyla; Suidae. The record is from RefSeq and is a predicted model, not a curated record.